AUGAUCGCAAGGUCGGGAGAUUCAUUGCAAAACAAUUAUCCGGCUGAGAUCAAUGAGUUACGAGGGUCGUCCGGCCCAACCCGCCUGGAAAACGCCGAUAUGGACGCGUCGCGCUCUCCAUACUAUGAACUGCGAUGCUCCUCGACUACAGGCGCCCGAUUGGAUGCACUAACUCAGACCAAUGGGGGCGCAUUCAGCGCGACUCAGGAACUCUUACCCUUGUCCCGUUUCUCCUUUGCAUUAUUGGCCCCAGCGGGCGAGGCUGAGCGGAGGCCUUUUCAAGCCACGGAAAAUGUGAUUUCCGCCAAGCGCCGCUCAUCACCAAGAGAGCGUGCUCGAGCCCCACCCCCGCCAAAGCUUAAGCCAGGCCGCUGGUUUGGGGAAAGGCGUUCAGGUGGCUGUGCUAGAUCGUUAAAAAGUCAGCCAUCUCCUGUUCCUCAGGAAAAAACGCCCGACCAGCCCGACCAGCCAAUUCGUCUCUCGAUUUCCACAACCGUGGGUUGUGGGAAGGCUCGCAUUCCUAUCCGGCCGGUAUGGAGCAUCGUCAUCGCCCUGCGGUCCAUGUCGGUUCAAAUGAUCUUCUGA
Coccidioides immitis RS is the source of this 585-nucleotide messenger RNA. RefSeq lists its product as uncharacterized. The record is from RefSeq and is a predicted model, not a curated record. Bases 1 to 585 code for a protein of 194 amino acids. NCBI's taxonomy places the organism in Eukaryota, Fungi, Ascomycota, Eurotiomycetes, Onygenales, Onygenaceae. The transcript is spliced from 3 exons.